AUGCAAGUGAUCAGUCUCCUUGGCAUGAAGCUGGCUGUUGCUGAAUCCAGAGUUUGCCUGAUCCGCUGCAAGUCGCCGAAAGAGCUUGGUCAAGAAGACAAGUCACCUCUGCUCUCACUGCUACAACAGCAACUAGUAUCACUUCGAUACUUCAAGCGCCGAGGCCGAUGUAAUGGCUGCGGUAUGGGUUGCGCUUUGGAAGCCCUCCAAGCGUUCCUGUCGUAUUCAUUAGAGAGUGCGAGCACUGAAGGGGGUGGCCAUCAGCUCGCCGCGGAUGCAGAGCUCAACGAUUCGGCUGCUGAGUCGGCAGCACUCCUUGCAUUGGACGUUCUCUCCUCGACACAUAACUAUAUGAACAUUGAGUUUCGAUCCCUCAGGACACUGGGCUCUUGA
Fusarium proliferatum ET1 is the source of this 393-nucleotide messenger RNA. RefSeq lists its product as uncharacterized. The record is from RefSeq and is a predicted model, not a curated record. NCBI's taxonomy places the organism in Eukaryota, Fungi, Ascomycota, Sordariomycetes, Hypocreales, Nectriaceae. Bases 1 to 393 code for a protein of 130 amino acids. The transcript is spliced from 2 exons.